AUGGAGAAGGCCAGGAGGGUGGUGGCCGCUGUCCUGCUGUGUGUGCUGGCCGUGGGGCUGGGCCUGGCCCAGCACUGGUCCUAUGGCCUCCAGCCAGGGGGCAAGAGGAGCACCCAGGUCCUGCUGGGGCCAUUCCAGGAGAUUCCAAAUGAAAUGGAAAACUUAGAGGAGGAGCAGCAGAGUGAGUGCCCAGGCUCGUACCAGAAUUCCAGGAUCAGGGAUCUGAAGGAAGCCAUGGAGAGGCUGGUGGAGGGAGAAGGCAGAAGAAAGAAGGUUUAA
Melospiza melodia melodia is the source of this 279-nucleotide messenger RNA. RefSeq names its product gonadotropin releasing hormone 1 (gene GNRH1). The transcript has 3 exons. The coding region runs from base 1 to 279 and encodes 92 amino acids. The record is from RefSeq and is a predicted model, not a curated record. NCBI's taxonomy places the organism in Eukaryota, Metazoa, Chordata, Aves, Passeriformes, Passerellidae. Gene Ontology annotation, biological process: multicellular organism development. Gene Ontology annotation, cellular component: extracellular region. Gene Ontology annotation, molecular function: gonadotropin hormone-releasing hormone activity; gonadotropin-releasing hormone receptor binding.